This is a messenger RNA of Cyprinodon tularosa, 2011 nucleotides long. RefSeq names its product stromal cell derived factor 4 (gene sdf4). The transcript has 6 exons. The record is from RefSeq and is a predicted model, not a curated record. Gene Ontology annotation, biological process: calcium-ion regulated exocytosis. Bases 1 to 1071 code for a protein of 356 amino acids. Lineage: Eukaryota; Metazoa; Chordata; Actinopteri; Cyprinodontiformes; Cyprinodontidae. Gene Ontology annotation, molecular function: calcium ion binding. Gene Ontology annotation, cellular component: endoplasmic reticulum.
AUGGCUGAUUUGAGAGAACUUCGAUCCAGGAACCUCCUGGCUCUCUCUUUGUUCUCCUACAUCCUGCUCACCCUGGAUGUCCACGCACGUCCGGCCAACAUGUCGUCCUCCAAGGAUAAGUCUGCGGCCACUAAGGACGAGAACGAGAUCCUUCCACCAGACCACCUGAACGGAUUAAAGAUGGAGAUGGACGGCCACCUGAACAAGGACUUCCACCAGGAGGUGUUCCUGGGGAAGGAGAUGGAUGAGUUUGAUGAGGAUUCAGAACCAAGGAGGAACCGGAGGAAGCUUAUAGAGAUUUUUACAAAAGUCGACGUCAACAAAGAUCGGAGUGUGAGUGCUAAGGAGAUGCAACAAUGGAUCAUGGAGAAGACGAAGGAGCACUUCAACGAGGCCAUGAAGGAGAACAAAAACAGUUUCCAGGCCGUUGAUCCAGACGGAGACGGUUUUGUUACAUGGGAUGAAUACAAAAUCAAGUUUCUGGCCAGCAAAGGUUUUGAUGAAAAAGAGAUUGCUGAUAAAAUAAACAACAAGGAGGAGCUAAAACUGGACGAGGAGACUCAGGAGGUGUUGGAGAGCCUGAAGGACCGCUGGUUCCAGGCCGAUAAUCCGCCUGCUGAUCAGCGGCUGGAUGAGGAAGAGUUCCUGUCCUUCCUCCACCCUGAACACAGCAAAGGGAUGCUCAGAUACAUGGUGAAGGAAAUAGUGCGAGACUUGGACCAGGACAGCGACUGGAAACUGACCCUGUCAGAGUUCAUCUCUCUACCCGUGGGCACAGUGGAGAACCAGCAGGGCCAGGACAUCGACGACGACUGGGUCAAAGAGAGGAAGAAGGAGUUUGAGGAAGUCAUCGACUCGAACCACGAUGGGAUCGUGACCAUGAACGAACUGGAGGAAUACAUGGACCCAAUGAACGAGCACAACGCCCUGAACGAGGCCAAGCAGAUGAUCGCCGUGGCGGAUGAGAACCAGAACCGCCACCUGGAGCUGGAAGAAAUCCUCAGGUACAGCGAAUACUUCACCGGCAGCAAGCUCAUGGAUUACGCCAGAAACGUGCACGAAGAAUUCUGAACACUGAAAAGACUUCUCCACACGCGCCACCUCCGAGAUCUGCUUCAGGGACGUGGUGACGUGGCGUUCUACUGUCCGGUUUCCUGUUAAGUCCAUCAGCUCCCCCUCCCAACAUGAAAGCUAACGCGGCCUACAAAUCAUUCACAAACAGAAGAGGAUUUUUGGGUAUUACUCUCCAGAAUUGUGAAAUGUGUGUAUAUGAUGAAGUUUAGCUCAGACGAUCCGGUUUGUUUUGGCUGGUGCAGCCAUUUAACCAGCCUGUCUGUAUUCACUGUAAAUAUCUAUAUUUGUUCUAUAGAGAUACAGCGGUGCUGGGUAAGCUUUAGAUAGCCAGUCUCAUUAAUUAGUCAUUCCUCAAUCCAGCUUAUCAUUUUCUAAAAUAAAUUUGAUUGCAGCAAUAUUCAGAUUGAUUUGAAAUGUUAAUAUUCCCAGAAGCUGUGUGAUGUUCAUUACAUAGAUCCUCAUUCAAAGCUCAUUGGCUUGGACUAGUUAUUUGCACAAAGAAAUUAAUAUAUGAGUGGUUCGAUGAACAUAAAGUAACGGGUUUCACUGAUGACCGAACCGCACCUGAAUGCAACACGGCUGUUCCCUUUGGACAGCAAGCAGCUCGUCGUCUGUGUUUUUAUUCAUGUGGAUGAAGAUGGAUUUUAUUUAUUGACCUGUUUCAACUUUGAAUGUUCAAAUGCCUUGCACAUAUCUACUGCAGGUGUCCUUGUGUUGGUUUCUAAUAAUUAUUUCGGUUCGUGUGGAUUUUAUUUGGUAGUUCUGUUUCUUGUUUUUACAUGCAUGGAGAAAAGAAAAAUCAAAGGUAUUUGUGGAACAUCUGGGAUCCGACUGCUUUCUUUGCUUUUCUCGGUCUGAUUGUAAAAUAAUAUUUCUAAAACAGAAUGUGACGGCUUUAUAAAAUGUUCUACAGGUAAACAGGAGAACAAUAAAUGUU